UUAAACAUUGUGAAGAAUGACCUGAUUGCCAAGGCAGACAAGCUCUCCAGUGAACACGAUGUCCUAAGGGAGGAACUGGAGGCUGUCAAGCAGUCCAAGCUCAAAGUGGGCACCAGGGUCAAGGAGCUGGAGGAGGAAAUGAGGAGGUUAAAAGCUGAGGCACUGGGAGCCGACUCCAAAGACGAUAGAGGCGAGGAUUACUCCUCUCCGCUCCAGGACGAUGUGCCCAUGGCCCAGCGGAGGCGUUUCACCCGGCUGGAGAUGGCAAGGGUCCUCAUGGAGCGCAACCAGUACAAGGAGCACUGGACCGAGAUGAUCAGGCGAGCUGAUCCCCAAAUACAGGAGAAGAAUCGAUGCACGUUCCAGCAGUUCUACGCCCGGCUCUUCAGUGCCUCCUGCAGUCCCCCACCCCCAAAGAGGCUGUCGCUUUCUGGCCCCUCCCAACUGCUCUUCCUGAGCUCCAGCUCCAUUCUCGUAGAGAGAGGAGUGAGUGCCAUCACCAGCCAGACAGAGAGGAACAUGCACGGCUGCGUGCUGUCCGCCCGGAGAGAGCAGCACCGCAAGCGGUACCGCCAGAUCCGGGAGCAAAUGCGCAGUGAGGACGGGCUCAGGCAGGCCUGCGACUCGAGUGUGCAGCCCCAAUUCAAAGAGGUCACAGUCUCUUUUGGGGCCCCUGUUCCAGGCCCCGUGGCUCCAGUGCUCAAUGGCAAGGCGAAUGCGUCCCAGCCUGCCGAGAAGGCCACUGAGGCAACGGAGGUGCCGGAUGCCCCCGGGGUGCAGGAGGCAGGGAGCCAGUCGAGGCCCUUCACCGAGCAUGUCUUCACCGACCCCCUGGCCCCCACUGGCAGCACCACUGCUGGCAGGGAAACAGUACCACCGAAAGAGGCCAUGAACGGGACGGCCCAUGAAGCAGAAGAAGGGGGUGGAGAAUCCAGAGGCGGCACCAGUGCCGCCCCCACCAUGUGGCUGGGAGCCCAAAAUGGCUGGCUCUACGUUCACUCUGCUGUCUCCAACUGGAGGAAAUGUCUACAUUCGAUAAAACUAAAGGACUCUGUCCUCAGUCUUGUGCACGUGAGGGGCAGGCUGCUGGUGGCCCUGGCAGAUGGGACACUCGCUAUCUUCCACAGAUCUGAAGAUGGUCAGUGGGACUUGAGCAACUAUCACUUGAUGGACCUGGGCCGGCCACGCCAGUCCAUCCGCUGCAUGGCCGUGGUGUACGACAAGGUGUGGUGUGGCUACAAGAACAAGGUGCAUGUUAUCCAGCCCAAGACCAUGCAGAUUGAGCAAUCGUUUGAUGCGCACCCACGCAAGGAGAGUCAGGUUCGCCAGCUGGCUUGGAUCGGGGACGGUGUAUGGGUGUCCAUCCGGCUAGACUCCACGCUACGGCUCUACCACGCCCAUACCCACCAGCACCUGCAGGACGUGGACAUUGAACCUUACGUCAGCAAGAUGCUUGGUACAGGCAAGCUGGGCUUCUCCUUUGUGCGAAUCACAGCGCUCCUGAUUGCGGGGAACCGUCUGUGGGUGGGAACUGGGAACGGAGUGGUCAUCUCUAUUCCACUUACAGAGACUGUAGUCCUUCACCGGAGACAGCUGCUGGGAUUAAGGGCUAACAAGGUGUCCCCGACCUCAUCCGGUGGCGUGAUCCACGUGUAUGCCGACAGCAGCUCAGAGAAGACCAGCGGCAGCUUCAUCCCCUACUGCUCCAUGGCUCAAGCACAGCUCUGUUUCCAUGGACACCGUGAUGCUGUCAAGUUCUUCGUCUCGGUUCCAGGCAAUGUGCUGGCCACCCUGAAUGGCAGUGUACUGGACAGCCCCACAGAGGACCCUAACUCAACAGCACCCCUGGAGGGUGAUGAUAAGGCUAUUCACAAUGCAUUGGUGCUGAGUGGUGGGGAAGGCUACAUUGAUUUCCAUAUAGGGGAUGGAGAAGACGAUGACACUGAAGAAGGUUCUGAAGAGGCCCCACAGAUCAAGCCGGCACUGUCAAAAGCUGAGAGGAGUCACAUCAUUGUAUGGCAGGUGUCUUACGUACCCGAGUGCCCCUCCUGAGUGCCCCUCCCUCUCUCCCUGUAUCUAACCCCCACCUUGACAUGCAUGUCCUCUCCACUUCACCAAACCAUAAUCAUCAGUUAACCCAACUGGCGAACCACCAAACAUUAUACUCUAUCUUCAAAAAUGAAGCUGCUGUGUUUUUCUGUACUGACUCUUUAUAGCCUGUUCGCAGUCAGACAACACACCACCUGACGACCUACUGCCCCCUUGUGGCCAGUUGUGAACAGCUUGUGGGCCCCAUCAGUUCUCCCAGCCUGGUAAUGGAGAAAUAGCUGUCCUUCUUAGACCACACCACUCUUAGGCCCAUUCUGGUUCACAUGCCCAGAACAAUUCAUCACUCUCAAGCCUCGCAACUCUUAGAAUUCCGCAUGCGCAUAAGAGAAUCAAAUAUAGGAAUUAAAUGAUCAUGUAACAACAUUACCUUAGUACUGUUUUAGUCCUGAUGUGAAUGCAUUUCAUGUAUCCAGAAUGAAUAAUGCAACAGAUAAUGUGGUAGAUGUUAUAACUAAU
Molecule: messenger RNA, 2565 nt
Organism: Brienomyrus brachyistius
Lineage: Eukaryota; Metazoa; Chordata; Actinopteri; Osteoglossiformes; Mormyridae
Product: C-Jun-amino-terminal kinase-interacting protein 3-like
Exons: 16
Biological process (GO): vesicle-mediated transport
Cellular component (GO): cytoplasm
Molecular function (GO): kinesin binding; MAP kinase scaffold activity; signaling receptor complex adaptor activity
Source: RefSeq, a predicted model, not a curated record